AUGGACCUUCCACUGUGUUCAUUCGUAAAUGUUAUCUUGAUCUGCAAGUUGUUGUCUUUAAAAGAAACAAAUUCGUAUAACCGGGAAUCCGGGUAUCGGAAAACCUAUUUCGGAUACUAUUUACUUUAUUUGCUCGCACUACAAAAUCAGACUAUUGUAUAUGAUAACGCAAAUGAAGCUAAACCGAUUGUCUUGAUGGGGAAAAUGCCACUAAAAGCUAAUGAUAUAACUCACCAAAAUAGGCUUGAAGAGGCAAUUUCAUGUAUUAAAGAGAUUAUUUUUGAUUUUAUUGGUGAAAGUGUAAUAGGAACAGAUGAAAUUAGUCACACGAUCGCUCAUAUCUAUCUUGAUCAAGAUGGUAAAGAACCCUAUACACAGGUAACUGUAAGAUUUGCAUCAGAUUAUUUGAAGCAAAGGGUGAUUGAUCAAUACGAAGCACGUAUAAGAGAAAAACUUGUUGCACAAAUUAGAGCGGGUAUAGGUAGUUCGCUCUUAGAUAGCUGCUUUGAGUAUAUUGCUCACAGAAUUUUGCGAAAAGGAGGACAUUUUGAUGUUCGUCCUUUAGAUCCUUAUCUUAACCGCAAUUAUAAAGAUUCAAAUGCAGUUGUCAAUUUAUCUUUACAGAACGAGAUACUAAAGUUCAACAAAAAUAGUAUUGAUUCGAUCGAGUCACAAAAGUAUUAUCAACCAAAGAAAAAAAAUUUUCCAUCUGUUGAUUCAAUUAUUGCUUCAAAUCGGGUCUUUCAGAUGACUAUUUCAAAAAAUCAUCCCAUUAAUCUGACUGGUUUAAAUCUUCUUUGUGACAAAUUAGGUGGAAAAUCAGUCAAAGGUUUCAUUUAUUAUUACUUUGUUGUACCAGCGCAUCUGUAUGAUGAUUUUAAAAUGCAAAGGUUUGAUGUCAAGAACACUCCAGAUUGGAUUAAUAAACGCGUUUUUCAAUAUGCUUUAAAAAUUGAGCUUUGA
This is a messenger RNA of Funneliformis caledonium, 963 nucleotides long. NCBI's taxonomy places the organism in Eukaryota, Fungi, Glomeromycota, Glomeromycetes, Glomerales, Glomeraceae. The record is from the annotation of a GenBank genome assembly.